This is a messenger RNA of Solanum dulcamara, 915 nucleotides long. RefSeq names its product ethylene-responsive transcription factor ABI4-like. Gene Ontology annotation, cellular component: nucleus. Bases 1 to 915 code for a protein of 304 amino acids. The transcript has a single exon. Lineage: Eukaryota; Viridiplantae; Streptophyta; Magnoliopsida; Solanales; Solanaceae. Gene Ontology annotation, molecular function: DNA-binding transcription factor activity; transcription cis-regulatory region binding. The record is from RefSeq and is a predicted model, not a curated record. Gene Ontology annotation, biological process: response to stress; positive regulation of DNA-templated transcription.
AUGAAUAGUACCAGUACUGCAGCUCAUCAUCAAUACCCCCACCCUAACCAAGACGUUAACCCUACCAAGUCCAACCAUGAAGAAAAACCCACUACUGAAGAGACUAGCUCAAGUAGCAACAAGAAAGGUAAAGGCAAAGGAGGACCUGAUAACAACAAAUUCAGGUUUCGAGGAGUUAGACAACGCAGCUGGGGCAAGUGGGUAGCCGAGAUCCGAGAGCCGCGUAAACGGACACGCCGCUGGCUCGGCACGUUCGCCACUGCUGAAGAUGCAGCUCGAGCCUAUGACCGUGCCGCUAUUAUACUCUACGGUUCAAAGGCUCAGCUGAAUCUUCAACCUUCUGGUGCAAACACUAGUAGCUCAUCAUCCACUACUUCUAAACGUUCAUCCUCUACUGUCCAAACUCUUCGUCCUUUACUUCCUAGACCUCCUUCCGGAUUUGAUCUUUCUUUCUCUUCUUCUACGCUUCUAGCUCCAAACCAAUUCGCUGCUGGUAACAAUUACGGAUUUUACCCUGCCCUACAAUAUUCUGACGACAUGUCACAAAAUCCUCACCACUUAAUUCAGAAAGACGGACAUGUCGAGGGUGAGACCAUCAAAGCAGCAGGGAUAGGGAUUGUAUGGUCUGACUCAAACCCUAACCCUAAUCCUAGACAUCAUCAACAAGAAGGAGAUCAAAAUCAACAGUAUGAUCAGCUGCAACAUCAACAUAAUUGUUUGUACGAUAGUAACUUAAACACGUCAGUAGGUCAAUCCUUGUGUGUCUGUUCGACUCAAAUGGUGGAUGCAGCACCGGUUGUUUCCGAUCCGGUGGCCACCGUGGCAUCUCCCAUUUUGUGGCCUAUUGCUGAUGAUAAUUACCACCCCGCAGAUAUUUGGGAUUAUGGAAAUGAUCCAUUCUUGUUUGAUUUUUAA